Molecule: messenger RNA, 1545 nt
Organism: Pleurotus ostreatus (oyster mushroom)
Lineage: Eukaryota; Fungi; Basidiomycota; Agaricomycetes; Agaricales; Pleurotaceae
Gene: FIP1
Product: cleavage polyadenylation factor subunit fip1
Exons: 9
Coding region: 1-1545 (514 amino acids)
Cellular component (GO): mRNA cleavage and polyadenylation specificity factor complex
Molecular function (GO): RNA binding
Source: RefSeq, a predicted model, not a curated record
AUGACUUCCCCUCAACCAGUACCAAUAAGCAACAAUGGUAUACCUUCAAACGGUAUCGUUGCCAAACUCGAAGAAGAGGCGCGGAAGGACGAUGAUUUGUAUGGGGAAGGGAACGCGGAGGAGGGCGACGGGGUUGAAGAGGAGUCGGCGGGCGCAGAUGAAGAGAGCGACGACGAUGUUGAAAUCAUCAUGGAGACCCAGUCUCGUUCUUUGGACUUUCGGCAGCAGAACCGACCACCGGCAGCCCGUACAAAUAGUGCAUCAACAACCAACAAACCUCCUGCUCCUUCUCUAACCACCGAGUACAAGCCCCUCGCCAGAGGCGUCCCUGCGAAGGAAGCACAACCCCAAUCUUCCCCCGCCCCCUCUUCCCAGUCCGCGAUUCCCCCACCUUCUACAUCGACGCCCUCGGCCCCCAUACCCCAGGAGCUACAAUCCCAGCCCAAUGGGUCGGUUGUUGACGAUGGACCUGACCCAUCGACGCUUCCUCCUGCCACGGCACCUCCUUCGCAUCCGGCGAUCAACCCCGACAUGCCUGGCGUAAUGGACGGUCGUUCUAUACUCGAUGUUGACCUUGCUGCAUUGGCAGAUAAACCAUGGAGGAGACCGGGCUCUGAUAUCAGUGAUUGGUUCAAUUAUGGCUUCGACGAAAUCUCCUGGGAAGCAUACUGUUACCGCAGACGAGAUCUGGGAGAACUAGGUAGCAUCCUGAAGCAAAACGUCCUAAAUUUCGCGGCAAUGCCAGAAGACCAGUUGACCGCUCUUCCUCCAGAACUUCGUCAAAUGGUCAUGACUGGGGCAACUACGCUCAUGAACAACGGUGGUCCCAACGCCAUGAUGGGAGGCAUGAACCCUAUGAUGGACAUGUCAAUGAUGGGUGGUAUGGGUGGCAUGGGUAUGAACGGAGACAUGGGUAUGCAGAUGCAGCCUGGCGGGCCUAUGAUGGAUGCAAACCAGAUGGGCGGCAUGAUGUCAGACGGCGCGCAAGGUCAAGCUCAGGCCAACGGUGCCGAGCAAAACGGCAACGUCGGUGGGCCCAUGGCCGGGCAGAUGAUGGGCAACGAAGGAUUUGCAGGUGGCGGCCCCGGACAAAUGAUGAUGGGCGGAGACUUCGGCGGUAUGCAGGAUCAGAGCCAGAUGUACCAGAAUAUGGAGGCUCAGCCUAAUGUUCAGCCCGUGCAACAGCCCAUCAUACCACAAGGCGGGCGGGGCGGUGGGUUCCCGUACAGGGCUCGUGGACAGCAACCCAGAGGGCGGGGGUACGUACCGCGGGGUCGUGGUAGGGGAAUAUACAGUGGUGAAGGACCCCCAGCUCCAGUGCGACCUGCAAGUCCUCUGCCUCCCGGCGUGCCCACUGGCCCCCGUAAUCAAAACAAGUACAAGGAUCGCGAUGGGAACGCCCCAGCCGUCGACGGACUUGACUAUGGCGGUACCGCGAAGGAAGGUGGGUACAGGACGCCUAGUGGAGAGCCUGAGGACAGAAGCUCUAGGAAAAGGAGGGUUUCUCCAGGUCUUGACGACGGACGAGGUUCUAAGCGCCGUUGA